GCGAAUAUUUCUAAAACUCAAGACGAGCUGUGCGUCAAUGUGGUCCUCUACAAUGGAAAAGACGUUACACACCUGACGUCGUUUGAUGAUUUAUGCCAAAAGGGGGCCUUAACCGUUUUAACCGAGAAACAAAGAUGGAUUAUUCGUGCGUCUUUCCCCAACAACUUGACAAAAACAAUUCACGGAACACCAGCGACGCGGUGAAAAUGGCAUUAUCGAUCUCGACGCUGUCGCUUCUGAUUCUGCUCCCGCACGCCUUAACCUCAACUUCACAUUUGGCUGUCAUCUCCCCCCAGGACCCAGCGCUCCCCAUCGGGUCCAGUCUGACCGUGCUGUGUGCCGUUAGCGCUGAGCUGGGGCUGGCGGCUAGCUCUCUGUACUGGACGCUGAACGGGAGGCGACUGGCCAGGAGCACCUACACGGUGCUCAGUCCGACAGAGCUGAGCGUAACGCUCCACAGACUCAACGGCUCCCAGCAGCAGUCCGGGGACAACUUGGUGUGCCACAGUGACAACGGUGAUGUGCUGGCAGGCUCCUGUAUUUAUGUUGGAAUGCCCCCUGAAAAACCUGAUAACCUGUCCUGCUGGUCUCGGAACACCAAGGACCUUAGCUGCAGAUGGAGUCCGGGAGGUCAGGGCGAGACCUACAUCAGCACCAAAUACAUCCUCAAGUACAAGCUGCGAUGGUACGGCAAAGAGAAGGAGUGUCAGGACUACAACGUGGGCCAGCCAUAUACGUGCUACAUCCCUCGAGAUCUGGCCAUCUUCACGCCAUAUGAGAUUUGGGUGGAGGCUUCCAAUCAGCUUGGCUCUGCCACCUCUGAUGUCAUCAUCUUGGAUAUCUUAGAUGUGGUGACCACUGAUCCCCCUCCUGAUGUCCACGUGACUCGGCUCGGAGAGCUGGACGACCAGUUGAGCGUGCGCUGGGCCAGCCCUCCAGCUCUCAAGGACUUCCUCUUCCAGGCCAAGUACCAGAUCCGCUACCGUCUGGAGGACAGCGCAGAAUGGAAGGUGGUGGAUGACGUGGGGAAUCAGACGUCCUGCCGGUUAGCGGGACUCAAGCCUGGUACGGUGUACUUUGUCCAGGUGCGCUGUAACCCCGUCGGCAUAUAUGGCUCAAAGAAGACAGGGAUCUGGAGCGACUGGAGUCACCCGACAGCUGCCUCCACACCCAACAGCAAGAGGCUGCAGACAGGCUCGUGUGAUCCCAAGUCAGAAGAGCACAAUUCCACGCUGCGGCAGGAGCUGAAGCAGUUCUUCGGCUGGGUGCGCAAACACACCUACGGCUGCACCAACGUCAGCAUCAAACUUUAUGACCAGUGGCGCGUGUGGCUACAGAAGGCGCACAAAACUCGCAAUCUGGUAGGUACUACAAAGCGGUAAAUCUUAGCACAAGUCCAAACAAGACUAAAACAGUUUGCCAACAAAUGUGACUAUGAGGUUUUUUUAUUCACUCUCAAGUGCUUAAGAUAGUUUGUUUUGACAAACCUGAAGGCUCUUUUGAAAGUUUCCAAACGGAGCUUAGAUUAUGGAGAGAGGAGCUGUUAUCGUGUCCCUGUAGCAAAGCUGUGUGUGAUCCCUAAGAACAAAGACAAAGGAGAACGCGCCUGUGAAACCAUUCCAGAGACAAAAGUGCGGAAAGGAAGAGCUGAGAGGUAACCGGAGCACGACCCAGACGUCUUCAUCAGAGGGAACGCAUCAGGCAGGUCGCAAUUGGAAAAGAAAUGGAAUUUGCCCCUGAAGUGGAGUAUCAUCUGUUCAGCAGCUAGCAUCUGGUACCAUUACCGCAAAACCCUGCCAAAAUCAACUCACAAGAGAGUGAAGGGCAGAAACUCUGCUCUGCCUGGACACAUCAACCAAAUAUUGGUUACAACAAUUUGUUGGGAGUAUACCGGUAUACAUUUCAAGGACCCAGAACAAAGACUCAGCGCACAUACACAUGCAGGCUCAGAAGAAAAGUGUUUUAAAAAAUACAAACUCUCCACAGCUAAUCAGUAUAGAGGCAUUGCUGCUUUCAGAUUAAGUUAACAAUGUAACGGCACAAUAAUUCACAGGCUGGUGAAUUAUUAGCUGCAUAUCAUUUGUACAUGUUCUGUUAAAAUAAGUGCAAGAUGAUGUUUCUCCAUUUUAUUUUUGUAUAAAAUCUCAACAUAUUUAA
Messenger RNA from Electrophorus electricus (electric eel), 2157 nucleotides. It is a transcript of the gene crlf1b, whose product is annotated as cytokine receptor-like factor 1b. Gene Ontology annotation, biological process: cytokine-mediated signaling pathway. Gene Ontology annotation, molecular function: cytokine receptor activity; protein binding. The record is from RefSeq and is a predicted model, not a curated record. Gene Ontology annotation, cellular component: external side of plasma membrane. NCBI's taxonomy places the organism in Eukaryota, Metazoa, Chordata, Actinopteri, Gymnotiformes, Gymnotidae.